This is a messenger RNA of Coniophora puteana RWD-64-598 SS2, 1089 nucleotides long. RefSeq lists its product as uncharacterized. Lineage: Eukaryota; Fungi; Basidiomycota; Agaricomycetes; Boletales; Coniophoraceae. The record is from RefSeq and is a predicted model, not a curated record. The transcript is spliced from 3 exons. Bases 1 to 1089 code for a protein of 362 amino acids.
AUGUCUACCAUUGGAGAAACCGCUGACUGGGACUCUGUACUCCAUUCUAUGAUUGUGGCAGAAAGCUUACGAAUUGAACAACUGCCCGAGGCCGUGCUUUCACUAUCCGAGGACUCUGGCUCUGGGACAGCAACCGUACCUCAACUACCAACGCCUCCGCCAAGCACACUCUUGCCUACUCCCUUUCCCUUGGCUCCUUUACGCCAUAUCUCUACUACUGAACCCGAAACUACCACAAAUGAGCACGUUGCAGACGAAGAAACAAUUAUUGCCGUUUCGACAACUUUCUUCCCUGGCGCUCCGAUUCACCCGCUACCUCCUGAUACUUUUCUCGUCUCCUCAGAUUCAAUAUAUUUCUUCAUUAGCUCCGUCAUUCUACUCAACGCUUCUUCGAAUGCGUUCGAUGAUCUGCUCACGCCGACCCUUGGAAGGCAGAGCGUAGGCGCCGGAAAAGUGGUGAGCCUCACGGAACACUCUGCUGUCGUUAACGUCGUCCUUCAUGCCGUUUACGACAGGCCGUGUUCCCACCAUUCACCUGCUUUCGAGUCGCUGGCAGCCGCAGUGGAAACAAUGCCCAAGUAUGGUCUAUCCCCCUACACAUAUGUCGCACCGAUGACCCCGCUUUACUCUCUUUUCUUGAUGCAUGCACCUCUGCGUGCGCUUGACCUGUAUGCUCUGGCCGCCAAGCACAAUCUCCAUGACCUCGCCGUGCCGACGUCAUCUCACCUUCUAUCCUUGGCUCUGCCAUCUCUUACUGAGGACAUAGCGGAGCAGAUCGAUGCGAUAUAUCUCAAGCGAUUGUUCGUGCUGCACAUGAGCCGCACGGAGGCUCUGAAGCGCAUCCUGAAGCCACCAGGCCCACACCCGCACGCGCCGACCGCGUCUUGCAAUUUUGACGAUCAGAAAAGGGUCGCGCGUGCGUGGCUGCUUGCCUCUUCGUACCUUGCGUGGAAUGUUACACCAGGUGCGAUCGAAACGGCACUGGCGCCCUUGCAGGAGUCUGUAUCGUGCACCUUAUGUCGACAUACCCUCAAAGAGCACCUUAGGACCGUCAUCGUGCAGUGGUCCAUGGUAAAAAGCACAAUCUGA